CAGGCGACAGCUUUUUAACAUACCUUUGUAACGCCCCUUUUGACUAAUUUGAAUUUGACAUUUUUGACACUUCCAGCAGGAGCGAAUGAGAGAAUCACAACAAAAUGCGCUCAGGCUCGUUUCAAAACACAACAAAACACAGAUGUUCGCAUGGGGAGCUAACAGUCAUGCCCAGCUAGGUUUGGGCUAUGUGUCGGAACAGUGCGAUAAACCGCAACCAUUGACCGGCCUGGUACCGUUCCGUGGUGCGGAUGAAAUUGGGAGCGUAGCAGCCGGCGGAGGUCACACGCUGAUAGGAACGACCGAUGGCAGGUUGUAUGCUGCCGGGUGGAACAACCGGGGCCAGCUAGGCACGGGCCAUUUGAACGAUUGUGUUCACUUUCAACGGGUCGGCGAGUACGGGUUCCGUCAGCUGUUCGCCGGAUGGGAUGUUUCGGCUGGGAUCAAUGCGGACGGUGAUCUGUUCGUAUGGGGAUCGAACGUUUGGCAGCAGCUGGCGGAACUGGGCGUGAAACAUGUACCCACACCAACACGGCUCAUUCUACCGGAGCAAGGCCGUGUUGCGAAAGUCGCGUUCGGGUUGCAGUAUAUGGCUGUGCUGAUGGAAAGUGGGAAGGUAUGGGUGUUGGGCAAAUGUAAAUUUCUAGCAAACGAUUAUCCACUGGAACCGGCCACGAAACUAACGAUUCGAUGCAUAUCGGAUAAAGCACCGGUGCGGGACGUGGUUAGUGGAGACAAUCGCUUAGUUAUGCUGAUUGGCGAUCGGCGAAUAAAUUGCCUUGGCGAUGAAAAACACGGCCAGUGCCUGGAGGAGCAAACGCUGCCGGAAGACGUUAUAAAGCUAGAGUCGGGAUGGACCCAUUCCGGAUGUCUUACCACCAACGGGACGGUUUACCUGUGGGGGAGAAACAAUUACGGACAGCUCGGAAUGCCGGGAGAGCACUUUUCGAUGCAUCCACAAAAACUUCGACUAGAAACGGGCGAUAUGGUGGUGCAGGACGUAAGCUUAGGGUCGCAGCAUGGUGCUGCGCUCACGAAAGAUGGAAGAGUGAUUUGUUGGGGCUGGAACGAGCAUGGUAACUGCGGCACGGGAGGAACAGAAAAUGUAUGGUUUCCAAUGGUAAUAGAUCUGCCCCAGGCCGUAUCGAAAGUGGUUUGUGGUGCUGGUUUUACGAUGGCAUUCACGUAACAGGCACAAGCACAUCAUUCAUUCUUCAUUUGCUAGCCUCGUUCAAGGCACGAGACAGUUUAUGGACGUACCAUUUAGAACCUGAACCCUGAAGAAGAACACGCGGAAAGUGUACACGGGCAUUGAAAAUGAAAGUAAUAAAUGGAACGUACCGAAAUGUUCCGAAAUAACCCACAAUUAGCAGCAGCACAAUAUUCGAGCAGGGUGAGAAGAAUAGGUUCCCUAAUAACCCAUGGAACGCCUAUCGUUUUUGGUUCAGCCGGACCCGGAUAGUGUCGCAGCAGCAGCUUGAACGGAGUGAACUUCGGCCAUUACCGUUUUAUGACAGCCACGCACACUGUAUGUUAAGGAAAUUUAGAAAAAGGCACACAAUAGGCAGAAGAAAAGCCAAUAUAGCAAAUAUUUGGAGAUUUGUUGAUCACCCAAAAAUGGCUGAACGAGGCUGUGAGCUGUGUGUUGUACCCGGAGUGUGGUAAUUUUUGCCAAAAAAAAGAACAACAACGGACACGCCUAAGAAGCAUGGAUUUCCAUUACCUUUGGCAGUAGAAGUUAGAUAACUCCUUUUUUCCUUCCAAGUUGUUGGAAAAUCUACCUCCAACUCCGGGUUUUUGUACCUCGGGCUGGCUCGCUGUAACCUGUGCUGAAUUUUUGCAACCGGGUAGCACAGGUAGACCGGCUGGAGUUUCUUAUAAUAGGCAACGUUUAGCUGGUCCAGAGCAACAUUCGACUUGUGAUCGUUCUGCGAGCAGCAUCUCCGCACUCCAUUCUCCGUUUCGCUGACUAGAUGGGCCUAGGAAGCAGUGUGGAAGCAGCCUUACCAACGUGUAAUAUAAAGCCAAGUUCCGUGCCCGUUACCUCACUACAGCAGCAUCACCAACGUCCGUCUGAAGCAGGUCCCUGUAACACGGCGAAAGGUGCAGCAAGUGAUCGUCUUCAGUCAGACAUAACCAUGACCAAUGGCACGCUGUUUCAACCUCAGUACACGGAAGUGUUUCCCAGCGGGAUGGCGAUGAGCACGGCACCGAUCGGCAGCGGAUACGUAGAGUACAGUACGGCGCACAGCCACAACUGGCAGAGUAUGGAAGCAUCCGGAGGUCUAACGGCACAGCGCCAGUCUCGUUCCCGCCAUCGGCAGUUGAUCGAUUCGCGGCUCAAUAAUUCGUUCGUCGACGGAGAAGCGAUGGUAACGUCGGCUGACGCAUGCAUCAGCGAUAUUCGCCGAGUGGAGGAAAACCUUCGUAUGGAGAGCCGGAUGCUGAGCGAGAACAACAAUAUCCCGAUGGCACGCUGCUCAACACCGAGUCCGGCCUACUGCUUCCACUGUGAUCAUGGCCAUCGGGAACGUUGCUGUCUGUACGUGGGUGACACACCGGACGAUGGGCCGUACUAUUCCCGGUGGAUGCGCGAUCUGGAGAAUCCCACCGUGAGACCUCAGUACAUCCCGAAGAUCCCGGAAGCGGUGUCGGGCAACAGUACACCGUUCUGGUUCCCGGCCUACACGUACACCAAGCCGGGAGCGAUCAAGCAGAAAAUGUUGGAGAAGAAUCCACCGCCGCCGGCAGUCUGGAUGCGUCAGUUCUAUUAUCCGAUCGUGGGGUAUGGGCACGAGUAUCAGCUCAUGAAUCAGGCCACACUGGAACGACCCACUCCGUACCAGCAGUAUCUCCAGCAGCACCAGCAAGAUGUCUACCGGAUGUAUCACCAUCAGCAGCAGCAGCAGCAGCAACCCGCAUGUCGACAUGGACGCAAGUGUGAUGGUUGUCCGGGAAAUCUUGGAGUGCCUACGGGGACUCCGUACGUCCAGCAGCACUUCCAUCCACAACCGAACCCACAGGUAGCUGCAGACUACGCCCAGCAACAGCAGCAGCAGCAGCAGAUGCAUCAUCCAUCCGCUUACUACUACCAACAGAGCAGCUACUACAGCAACGGCCAUCAUCCUGCUCCUCAUCAGCAACACUACGCCACACCGCUUGGCUACGCACCGGUUCCAGUGUAUCACGACGCUUACCUUCAUCCAGCGCACGGCUACACCCUCAGCUAUCAACCGGUCGCCACCAUUCCACCCCGGGAACCAACGCCACCCUCCCCAACCACACCAACCUCCACACCACUGUGGCUGCUGUUCUGCCAGAAGCUGUCCCGCAAGUUCCCCGAUCGCAGCAAAAAACCGUCCCCAACCAAAGGACGUUCGCCGGGCAAAAACUUCGUCCAUCAUCACGUCCGGCACAAUCCGACAACGGUUCCACCGCAACCUGCCACCACCACCAUCUCUCCGGCCGUAAGCGUACCCGAUUACUAUCCACCGAAGUACGCCAGCAUCGAUCCGCACAUGCAGUUCCCGAGCAUGGCACCACCGGUACCGAGCUACGGACGUUCGGUGACGGUGGGACAAACGGUGAUAUCACAUCCACCGUACUACGGACAGGUACCUUCGCCGGCCGUAACACCGAUGAACGAUGUGGGCCUGUACUACUUGGCCCAGACGGCCGUCAAUCUUUAGGCGAUAGCUAGAUACAGGGGGAUUAUCGGGGUCUUUAGGAUUAUCAUUGACAAAGAGCUAGACGCUUUUUCUGAUCAUGUUUUAAGUACUAUCGGGGAGGGAAUGCCAUAAAAAGAUAAUGUGAUAACUGGACGAUAAUUUAAUGUGAAGUUGUAGAAUAAAUUGAAAAGAUGAAAAGAAACCCAGUAAAAAGCCUCUUUAAGACUUGCA
Molecule: messenger RNA, 3899 nt
Organism: Anopheles stephensi (Asian malaria mosquito)
Lineage: Eukaryota; Metazoa; Arthropoda; Insecta; Diptera; Culicidae
Exons: 3
Coding region: 1974-3689 (571 amino acids)
Source: RefSeq, a predicted model, not a curated record